Molecule: messenger RNA, 3898 nt
Organism: Ochotona princeps (American pika)
Lineage: Eukaryota; Metazoa; Chordata; Mammalia; Lagomorpha; Ochotonidae
Gene: ZKSCAN5
Product: zinc finger with KRAB and SCAN domains 5
Exons: 5
Coding region: 479-2749 (756 amino acids)
Biological process (GO): regulation of transcription by RNA polymerase II
Molecular function (GO): RNA polymerase II cis-regulatory region sequence-specific DNA binding; DNA-binding transcription factor activity, RNA polymerase II-specific
Source: RefSeq, a predicted model, not a curated record
AGCAGUUUGCUUCUUGUUUCCCUUUCCAACCGGAAGAUAAAGGGCUCUGGUCUAGGGAAGCCCUGGAACCAACCACGUCUUAGCCCUACUUAGGGAAGUCCCAGUCAGGAGGAGGCUCCCUCCACCCCCAACACUGCCUUCCAGCUGCGUGCCCAAGAACACACCCCUUCGCCUGACCGGAUUCCGAUAGGUCCGUGAAGCCGAGGCCGCCAGGAGAGCCGCGGUCUUAUUGGCUAGCCAGCGUGGCCCGCGCAAAGCAUGCUGGGAGACGUAGUCUCGGGCGCCGCAGUGUGUGGCUACUCUGGAGGCUUCUGACGUUGGGGAGUUGGGCCCCGCGCGCUGAGGAGGACGGACCACUUUGCCAUCUCUGUUUGCUAGUGAUGGUUCCUGAUAUGUCAGUAGGUUGUAUGCCUCUGAAGACCAUCAGCAGCAGAAGACAGAUUGGGGCAGAGGGCCGCAGCCAGCCCCGGGAGUUGGAAUGAUCAUGACAGAACCCCAGGGAGUGAUAGACUUAGACACUCCGGCUGAGACUUCCCGGGAGCAGGAAGACCUCCUGAUAGUGAAGGUGGAGGAAGAAGACUGCACCUGGAUGCGGGAGUGCAGCCCGCCAGCCUCGGAGACUUUUUACCAGCGCUUCAGGCACUUCCGGUACCAGGAGGCCUCGGGACCUCGGGAGGCGCUGAGCCAGCUCCGUGUGCUCUGCUGCGAGUGGCUGAGGCCCGAGCUGCACACCAAGGAGCAGAUCCUGGAGCUGCUGGUGCUGGAGCAGUUCCUGACCAUCCUGCCGGAGGAGUUCCAGGCCUGGGUGCGGGAGCAUCACCCCGAAAGUGGAGAAGAGGCGGUGGCGGUGGUGGAAAGUAUACAGAGAGAACUGGGGGAGCGGCGACAGCAGAUUGUUGCAUGUCCUGAAGUGCUUCCUCAGAAGAUGGUGCCACCUGAAGCAGUGCAGGAGUCCUUUAGUCCCCAGCUCCAGUCCACGGACAGCCAGCCUGAACAAGAGCCACAGAAGCCACAUCUUCCGGAGGACAAUGGUUAUGAGUCCAGGGACAACAAUGUGGAGCUCAUGGUAAAGCACAUUUCUGAGGAAGCCGAAUCGCAUUGGAUGAAUCCGGGAAGCGCUGAAAGGAAUGUUCCUCAGAGUCAAGGGUUUGCAGAAGUUGGUGACCUUAAGGGCAUGGUCCAGAGGUGGCAGGUGAACUCCAGUGUGGGGAAAUCAGGGCAAACAAGAGAUCUUAGCACUGGAAAAGACCUUAACCGGAAGCAGAACUUAAGCAAUGAGAGAGGUCACAGAUGUCUGGAUUGUGGCAAAUUUUUCCUUCAAGCAUCAAACUUCAUUCAACAUCGGCGAAUUCACACUGGAGAAAAACCAUUUACAUGUGAUGAAUGUGGGAAAAGCUAUAAUCAGCGUGUGCACCUCACUCAACACCAGAGAGUCCACACUGGUGAGAAACCCUAUAAAUGUCAGGUGUGUGGAAAGGCAUUCCGGGUGAGCUCCCAUCUUGUGCAGCAUCACAGUGUCCACAGCGGAGAGAGACCCUAUGGGUGUAAUGAAUGUGGGAAGAACUUUGGUCGGCAUUCACACCUGAUUGAACAUCUGAAACGCCACUUCAGGGAGAAAUCCCCAAGAUGUAGUGACAAAAGAAAUAAGAAUACAAGAUUGAAUGUUAAGAAAAUUUCAGAAUUCUCAGAAGCAGACAUGGAGCUAUCAGGAAAAAUCGAAAGAAAUGUUUCUCAAGUUGAAGAUUUUGGAGAUGGCUAUGACCAUCAAGGCAAAGUGGAUAGAAAACCAGGAAUUCCCAUGAAAGACAUACUUGGACAACCCUCUUCAAAGAGGGUGAAUUGCAGUGAAAUCACAUAUGUUCAUAAAAAAUCUUCCAGUGGAGAGAGACCACAUAAAUGUAAUGUAUGUGGAAAGAGCUUUAUUCAGAGUGCACAUCUUAUUCAACAUCAACGAAUCCACACUGGAGAGAAACCAUUUAGGUGUGAUGAAUGUGGCAAAAGCUACAAUCAGCGUGUACACCUUACUCAACAUCAGCGAGUCCACACUGGUGAAAAGCCCUACACCUGUCAUCUCUGUGGUAAAGCCUUUAGAGUGAGAUCCCAUCUUGUUCAGCAUCAGAGUGUGCACAGUGGAGAGAGACCCUUUAAGUGUAAUGAAUGUGGGAAAGGUUUUGGAAGACGUUCACACCUUGCUGGACAUCUGCGACUCCACUCUAGGGAGAAAUCUCAUCAGUGCAAUGAGUGUGGAGAGGUCUUUUUUCAGUAUGUUAGCCUGAUUGAGCAUCAGGUGCUCCACAUGGGUCAGAAAAGUGAGAAAAAUGGCAUUUGUGAGGAAGCAUCUAGUUGGAACUUGACUGUGACUGAAGAUAAGAAGAUUGAGUUACAAGAGCAACCCUAUAAGUGUGAUAUAUGUGGAAAAGGCUUUGGGUAUAGUUCAGACCUUAUUCAGCAUUACAGAACUCAUACUGCAGAGAAAACCUAUCAAUGUGAUAUAUGUAGAGAAAAUGGCCAGUGUUCCCAUAAAAAGCUACAUCCAAAAAUUUGUUCUAGCACGAAAUCCCAUCAAUGUGAUGAAUGUGGAAGAGGGUUCACUCUGAAGUCACAUCUUCAUCAACAUCAGAGAAUCCAUACUGGAGAGAAGCCCUAUCAAUGUAAAGAAUGUGGGAUGAGCUUUAGUUGGAGAUGUAGCCUCUUUAAACAUCUGAGAUGCCAUGAGAGAACAGAUUCCAUAAAUACUGUAAGUGUAUAGGUAUUUCUGUCGUACAACAGUUCUUACUCAGUUUCGGAGACGCCUUCCUGAAGAGAAGCCUUAUUCCUACAAUGAGUGUAACAACUUCAUGUUUUUGAAGUUUGUCAUCAUGCCCACAGAUAUGUCCAGAAUUUAGCCUUUAGGAACAUUGGAGAAUCCACAAUAAGUAGAUAGCUAUUUGCUUUUCCAUGCUUUGUUUACCAUCUUCAUGCUUGGAAUUAUAGGCAAAGAGAACAAGUGACUAUUGUGGAUGAAGAAAAGUUUCAGGUGACACUCCUUUAUUUGAAAUUCAGAAAAUUGAUACUGGAAGAAUCUCAUGAAUGCAGUGGAAAUAAGCUUGUUUUGUAGUUUUGCCUUGACAGCCUAUCUAUCCAGGGAAGAGUGCAGUGAAAAAAGAACUCCAGCCUGAUAGCUGUUGGGUACCUCAUCCAUAGACCCUUUUUAAAGCAAUGAUUAUCCCAGCCACUAGAAUACUGCAGUCAUUGUUCCCAUCUGAAUAUUAACCUUUUUGAAAAGAAACUGACAAGUUAUCUAUUUUGGCAAAAUUGGGAUCAGAGUGAAUUGUGUGAUGUGCGUUUCUGUUGCCAUAUUCAAUCUGCAACUUCUUGAAACACUCCAUGUUGUUUUGAUUCAAGUAGCAUGAAGGUUAGCUAGUGCAAGGAGUUCUAACUAGUAAAAUCAGGAGAAACUGCUGCUUAGUCACAUCAUAAGGUCAAGAAAGAGGGGCCCUGCCAGGAUAGAGAAUAGAAGAUGGGCAAAACUGGGCUGCGUUGUAUUUUAUGACCCACAAUCAUGAGGACAACCAAGUCCACAGAAAAAAUUGGACCAACUUGAGUUAAGGGUCAGGCAGUCUGAACCAAUUCCCAGGUACCGUGAUAGGCCUGUCCUACAGAGUGAUGGUGUUCAGUCAGAAUGAGUUUAAAUACACUCUGCAGCUAGCGUUGGUAGUUAAUGUAACAAGGAGCAGACUUGACAUGACCCAGUUAGCCAUACCUUUUGGGAAAGUGUUAAUUUUGAGGGGAAAAGAAGAUGGCAUGUGUAAGACUGUUAGCUUGAACCUGUUUGCUACAGGGUGAAGAUGCUUUUGGAGUCUGCUGAGCACUAUCUGGAUUUUGCCUGAGGUACAAUAAUAAAUGCUCAUUAAAUAUU